GAUGGCUGAUCAAGUACUUGUGGUUGGUAGUGGCGGUCGAGAACAUUCUCUGGCUUGGAAACUGGCUCAGUCACCUUGUGUGAAGCAGGUAUUGGUUGCUCCAGGAAAUGCCGGAACAGCUAAUAGUGGGAAAAUUGCUAAUUCAGCGAUCUCUAUCAGUGAUCAUGCUGCCCUUGCAAAAUAUUGCAAAGACCAGAAGAUUGGACUUGUGGUGGUUGGUCCAGAAGUUCCUCUUGCUGAGGGAAUUGUUGAUGAUUUGACAGCUGCUGGUGUCAGAUGCUUUGGUCCUACAGCAAAGGCAGCUCAGCUAGAAUCCAGCAAGAACUUUUCCAAAGCUUUUCUGGAUCGGCAUGGCAUCCCAACUGCAAGAUGGAAAGCGUUCACCUGUGCAGAAGAAGCUUGUACCUUUAUUACUAGUGCAGACUUCCCUGCCCUUGUGGUAAAGGCAAGUGGUCUGGCUGCUGGGAAAGGUGUGAUUGUUGCUGCCAAUAAAGAAGAAGCUUGCAAAGCUGUACAUGAAAUAAUGCAGGAUAAAACCUUUGGAGCAGCUGGAGAAGUUGUUGUUGUUGAAGAACUUCUUGAAGGAGAAGAAAUUUCUUGCUUAUGCUUCACAGAUGGUGUCACUGUUGCUCCCAUGCCACCUGCCCAGGAUCACAAACGGUUAAUGGAUGGGGAUCAGGGUCCAAACACUGGUGGCAUGGGAGCCUAUUCCCCAGCACCUCAGCUAUCCAAGGACCUGCUUCUGAAAAUCAGAAAUUCUGUUCUUCAGAAAACAGUCGAUGGUAUGAGAAGAGAGGGCAUUCCUUAUGCUGGUGUGCUCUACGCUGGAUUAAUGUUAACCAAGGAUGGACCUAAAGUUUUAGAAUUCAACUGUAGAUUUGGUGACCCUGAAUGUCAGGUAAUUCUGCCACUACUCAAGAAUGAUCUUCAUGAGACUGUACAAGCGAUCAUUGACAGAAAGUUAUCUAGUCACAUGCCAGUUUGGCAUGAAGACUGUGCAGCUGUAACAGUGGUCAUGGCUAGUGAAGGCUACCCAGGAAGCUAUGCCAAAGGUUUGGAAAUAACAGGACUUUCUCAGGCUAAAGAGCUCGGCUUGGAGGUUUUCCAUGCUGGCACAACCAUAAAAGGCGGCAAAGUGGUGACCAACGGGGGCAGAGUCCUCACUGUGACUGCAAUCAAAAAAGACCUUGUGUCUGCACUGGAAGAAGCCAACAAAGGAGUAGGAGUUAUUAAGUUCAACGGGGCCAUUUAUAGAAAGGAUAUUGGCUAUCGAGCUAUAGCUUUCCUUAAACAAUCCAGGGGCUUGACUUAUAAAGACAGUGGUGUAGACAUUGCAGCUGGUAACACCUUGGUUCAGAAAAUUAAGCCUUUAGCAGCUGCCACGUCCAGACCAGGCUGUAAUGCUGACCUUGGAGGGUUUGCUGGCCUCUUUGACUUGAAAGAAGCUGGGUACAAAGAUCCAAUUUUGGUAUCUGGAACUGAUGGUGUUGGAACAAAGCUCAAGAUUGCCCAACUGUGCAACAAACACAACACAAUUGGCCAGGACUUGGUCGCCAUGUGUGUAAAUGAUAUCUUAGCUCAGGGAGCUGAGCCCCUUUUCUUCCUUGACUACUUCGCCUGUGGGAAACUAGAUGUUGAGGUGACUCAGGCAGUCGUAGCUGGAAUAGCGGAAGCCUGUACACUGGCAGGAUGUGCCCUUCUUGGAGGAGAAACUGCUGAAAUGCCUGGCAUGUACCCCCCUGGAGAAUAUGACCUUGGUGGCUUUGCAGUUGGUGCCGUAGAACGGGGGCAGAUGCUCCCACAACUAGACAGAGUUGUUGAUGGGGAUGCCGUUAUUGGAAUUGCUUCUUCUGGCAUUCAUAGCAAUGGGUUUAGCCUUGUGAGGAAGAUCGUCGAAAACUCCCCUUUCAGUUUUUCCUCUCCUUCAGUGGGUGGCCACGGGGACCAGACAUUAGGAGAACAACUGCUUACCCCUACUAAAAUCUACAGCAAGGUUCUGUUGCCAGUCCUUCGUUCAGGUUGUGUGAAGGCCUAUGCCCAUAUCACUGGAGGAGGGUUGCUGGAGAACAUUCCACGUGUCCUCCCAGGAUCAUUUGGUGUAGUUUUAGAUGCCUUGAGUUGGAAGAUACCUGAAAUCUUUUCCUGGCUCCAAAAAGAAGGAAAUCUAUCAGAAGAGGAAAUGGCUCGAACAUUUAAUUGUGGGAUUGGGGCAAUCCUGGUUGUGCAGAAAGAGCUUGCUGGACAGAUUUUGAAGGACAUCCAGAGGCAUGAAGAUGCAUGGUUGAUUGGGAAAGUUGUACCCCAUCGAUCAGGGUCUCCCCAUGUUGAAGUCAAUAACUUGCUUCAAGCCUUACAUGCAAAUAGGUUACAGAUGCUGCACGGUCAACAAAGCAAAACAAGAGUGGCUGUCCUCAUCUCUGGAACAGGUACAAAUCUGGAAGCUCUAAUAACCAGCACUAAGAAGCCAAGCAGCUAUGCACAAAUAGUUCUUGUCAUUUCUAACAAAGCUGGUGUGGAGGGGUUGAAGAAAGCUGAAAGAGCUGGCAUUCCUACCAAAGUAAUUGACCACAAGCUGUACAGCAGUCGUACAGAGUUUGACAGUGCAGUUGACAAAGUCCUUGAAGAGUUCUCGGCUGAACUGAUUUGUCUUGCAGGUUUUAUGCGAAUCUUAUCUGGUCCUUUUGUCAGGAAGUGGGCUGGAAAAAUAUUGAAUGUUCACCCUUCUUUGCUGCCGUCAUUUAAAGGCGCCAAUGCCCACAGGCUGGUAUUGGAGGCUGGCGUUCGAGUCACUGGUUGCACGGUUCACUUUGUUGCUGAAGAAGUUGAUGCUGGAGCAAUCAUUUUUCAAGAGGCAGUUCCAGUGAAGGUUGGAGAUUCAGAGAAGACCCUGUCCGAAAGAGUAAAGGAAGCAGAGCACAGAGCCUUCCCUUCUGCUAUGCAGCUAGUGGCAAGUGGAGCAGUAUGGCUAGGAGGAGAUGGGAAGAUAAUCUGGACUUCGGAAAAACAAAACUGACCCACUGCAGGAUUUAUAAUGGUGUUAAGA
Molecule: messenger RNA, 3043 nt
Organism: Euleptes europaea (tarantolino)
Lineage: Eukaryota; Metazoa; Chordata; Lepidosauria; Squamata; Sphaerodactylidae
Product: trifunctional purine biosynthetic protein adenosine-3
Exons: 21
Coding region: 2-3013 (1003 amino acids)
Biological process (GO): adenine biosynthetic process; 'de novo' IMP biosynthetic process
Cellular component (GO): cytosol
Molecular function (GO): ATP binding; metal ion binding; phosphoribosylamine-glycine ligase activity
Source: RefSeq, a predicted model, not a curated record